AUGGAAGGCUCGAGCCAGGAUCAACACUCAAACUCUCCCAGUAUUCUACUUGCGCUUCCUCUGGAGAUUUGUAUUGAAAUACUCGCUUCGCUCGACGCGCGCUCUGUUCUCUCCUGCUCUGAGACAUGCAAGCAACUGAACGCCCUCGUGUCUGCAUCUGUGCCCCUGCAGUAUAAACUCGCCCUCGCCGCAACCGGUAUGAUUGACGGACCGCCCUCUUUCCCUCUCACUGCAUCAGAACGCCUCUCCGUCCUCGACUCUCGCCGCGGACGAUGGCGCGAUCCAAUUAUAGGUCCACCCGACGCCUCCAUUCGCCUGCCGCGGCAGGGAACAGGCUACGAAUUCGCUGGCGGAUAUCUUGGCCGAUGCUUCCCGCACAACCAAAGUGAAAUCUCAGCCGAUGAUGCCCAACAAUUCAAGCUCGUGACGCUGCCUUCGCGUACUCCCUACAGAGAGGCGAAUGUGGAGACCUAUGAUCUCGGGCACAUCGCGAUCGAGUAUCACACGUUUGACCCAUCGCAAGAUCUACUCGUGUUACUCGAAAGAGUUCGCGAGGACGGGAACAUCAAAGUCCAUUUACGAAGGCUUAGCAUACCCGGAACGGCACAUCCCGAUGCUACCUCCGCAUUGCUCUCGAGCCAUGCAGACAACACUGAGUUUGUCAUGGACUACGAACUGCAUAUCGCUGACGACGUCGUCGCGUUGUUCUGGCGUGGCCCCGCAUCAGGAGUUAUUGUCUUCAACUGGCGCACAGGAGAAGAACUAGUUAAUAUGAAUCCAAAAUACACUCGGCACCCCCAAGACUUCGCUUUCCUCUCCCCACGCGCCUUUCUCAUAACCUACAGCAUCGACGACAUCGUAAUCCGGCUCUUCUCCUUCACCUCUCCCUCUGAGUCCAACUCCAAAGAUCUCCCUAUCACAGCAACAAUUCGCCUUCCGCCUCCCGUGUCCGGCGCCUUCCUCAUAUUCCUGCACGUCAGCACAAGCCCCUGGCUCUCCCACGCCCCACAAACAGCCCACUAUCCCUCCAACGACCGCCGCAUCUUCACAUUCUCCCUCGCCAUCGAAGACUCUCAACAAGACCGCCACGAGCUGUGCAUAACAGUCCUCUCCCGCACCCUAAACGCCAUCCUCAACGUCGCGCAAUCCCGCCGCGCAUCGGGCGAACCACCCGAGCGCCUGGUAUGGGAUUGGACGUCUUGGCUCCCGCCCUGCGCACGCGUCCUAGCUCUUCCCCGAUCAUUCGGGUGGAGCCGACACGUCCACGGCGCACGCAUGCUCGCACGGAACGAGCGUGGCCUCAUGAUCCUCGACUUCGACGUCCCGUUCAAAGACCGUUCGGAUGAACACUGGUCUUCUGAACAUAUGAGCUCGCCCGGAGACGAAGGGGAGAAAUUCAGAUACUUUGAUGGAGAGCCUGGGGUGCUCAACAUACGGGGGUUGUUGGACGUUAGCGCUAUGAGCGAGGUCUAUGGGAAUGUUUGGAAGGAGGGUGAGGAGGAUGGGGACACGAUGGACUCGAUGCUUAUGUCGGCGUUGCCGUAUGGAUGCGUGUGUGUUCCUGCACCGGAGCCGGGUGUAGGGGAGUAUUCGAGUUUUAUGUUGGAUGAAGAGAGGAUCGUUGGUGUGAGGAAGGUUCUCGAUGGGGAGGUUCUAGACGUAUGGGCAUUCUAA
Molecule: messenger RNA, 1674 nt
Organism: Peniophora sp. CBMAI 1063
Lineage: Eukaryota; Fungi; Basidiomycota; Agaricomycetes; Russulales; Peniophoraceae
Source: the annotation of a GenBank genome assembly